CUUUUCGAGACAGGACAGACAAUCAUCACUUCUGCUUGAUACUUGUCACCGCACUGAUCUCCCCUUCUCGCCCUCUCCAACCGAAACCUAAUGUCUGCCUUCCCUCAUCCACCAGGCUUGCUGCCCGCCGAGAUCGCGUUUCUCUGUGAAAUGGAGCAAGUGACCAUAAUCCCACGACAGCGCCUCGAACGUCUCGACUUACUGGGCGUAAGUCCUUCCCACGGCCUCUGCAUCAGAUGAGGGUCCGACCCGAGCCCUCAUCCCCCCGCAACGCACAACCCUACCCAUCUGGCUCGCAGUCCUAUUGAAGCGCCAAAGACGCGCCAACAUCAUGCCACCGCCCUGGAUUCUCACCGAGAAUCUGCAGGAUAUUCUCGAGACCGAGACCCAUAAGGACUUUGAAGAGACGUUUUCACCCCCGGCUUCAAUGCCGUCUUUGCGUCAGACAGACUACGGCGGAAAGCCGUUUUAUGCCUCUGCGCCUUUUGUGGAGUCGUGUACGGUGAAUGCAAAUCCAACAACGCUGCCGUAUCAUUGGUUCGAACUCUCAGAGAUACUCCUGGAAGCGGCGAGCGACGAUAUUCCUGAACCUGACAAAGUGAGGCAGUUGCUGAGAGACAUACGAGAAGUGCGGCUAGCCAAGAUGCGGAAACGAGUAGAGCAUUUGUCUGGCAAUGGUGAAGGUACACGGCUUGACGGUAUAGGCGCUAUGGAGCUCUCUGAAUCUAGAGGAUUUAUUACAGGCGUUGUCGAUGGCUUGAGGAAGAUCGAUGCCAGCAGAGAGCAGGAGAGGAGAGAAAGAGAAGAGGAAGAGAGGGAGGACCGGAGGUAUAACGACGAAGACGACGAAGACGAUGAAAUGACAUAAAAUGAUUUUCCAUGAGCGUGAGGAAUAUGACCAUUGAUUUCGGUAUAGACAUCGGGCAAAUUCAUUCGAG
Cladophialophora immunda is the source of this 938-nucleotide messenger RNA. RefSeq lists its product as hypothetical. Gene Ontology annotation, biological process: DNA replication; double-strand break repair via break-induced replication. The transcript is spliced from 2 exons. Gene Ontology annotation, cellular component: GINS complex; nucleus. NCBI's taxonomy places the organism in Eukaryota, Fungi, Ascomycota, Eurotiomycetes, Chaetothyriales, Herpotrichiellaceae. The record is from RefSeq and is a predicted model, not a curated record. The coding region runs from base 332 to 868 and encodes 178 amino acids.